Molecule: messenger RNA, 1418 nt
Organism: Uranotaenia lowii
Lineage: Eukaryota; Metazoa; Arthropoda; Insecta; Diptera; Culicidae
Gene: Set
Product: protein SET
Exons: 2
Coding region: 222-962 (246 amino acids)
Biological process (GO): nucleosome assembly
Cellular component (GO): nucleus; chromatin
Molecular function (GO): histone binding; chromatin binding
Source: RefSeq, a predicted model, not a curated record
AUCGGUUCAAAUCCAUUCUGGUAUCGACGAAUAAUUUUGCGUCGCUAUAGCGUAUAGCGCUUGCAAAAACACACGAUAUAUCGCGGCGGCUCUUUUUGCCGGCUUUAUUCAUAAUUUUCUUCAAUAAGGAUUUUCAAAUAACGCCAGAAGUGUAAAAAAUUUAAUCUUGAAGUUUCAAUACAUCUCAUUGCCAGCUGCGAUUAUAACGAGAAAUCUCAACAAUGGCGACAGUUGUAAAAAAAGUGAAGAAAUCGGAUGAUGCUCUUGAGGACGAAUCUGAAGCGCUGGAACAGAUUGACAACUGCCAAAACGAAAUCGAUGCAUUAAACGAGAAGGCCAGCGAAGAAAUUCUUAAGGUAGAACAAAAGUAUAAUGCACUACGGAAGCCGUACUUUCAGAAACGUAACGAGAUAAUUCGGAAAAUUCCCAGCUUUUGGGUUACUGCUAUCUUAAAUCAUCCCCAAAUUUCCGGUAUCCUGGAGGAGGAAGAGGAAGAGUGUCUCCAGUUCAUGGAAAAGUUGGAGGUGGAAGAGUUCGAGGACAUUAAGAGUGGAUAUCGUAUUCAUUUUUACUUCGAUGAAAAUCCUUACUUUGAAAAUAAAGUUGUGACGAAAGAAUUCAAUCUAGGGUCUAGUGGAGAAACACCCGUUUCGACGAGCACCACAAUCAAGUGGAAACCGGAUCGUGAUCUGACAAAGAUGUUACCUAAAAAACCAAUGGCUAAUAGGCGGAAGCGUGGUCUUGAAUACCGAACUUUCUUUGACUGGUUCACGGACAAUAACGAUCCAAUCAACGACGACAUUGCCGAGUUGAUCAAAGAUGAUCUUUGGCCAAAUCCUCUGCAGUACUAUUUAGUGCCGGAUAUAGAGGUUGAACCGGAAGCUGAAGAAGUCGAAGACGAAAUGGGCGAGGACGGAGAAGAAGAGGAAGAUGAACUGGACGAGGAAGAAGAUGAAGCAUAAUCAGGGUGUCGAGCUCCUGCUCCUGGAUUUAGCAGGUAAUGAAUUCCGUUUUUUAUGUAGACAAAAGAAUUAACAUAAUUCCAUAAUGCGUGUUUUUGAAUAAUGACUCCAGUUAUCGGAAACUUUAGACCUGAGCCAAGUGCAAAAUGGCACUGGUUAUACUUCGAAAUUCUUAUAGAUGUGGUUUCUAUUAAUGACAUCAGACAAAUAAAGUUUCAUUGCAACCGCCAUCCUUAUAAAAAAUUAAAGAAUUAACUAUUUUGAAUAAAUAGCUUAUUCAGUUGAAGUUUCCAUUCAAACUUCGAUGGAUUCGUGUUUUUAAAGGUUGCCAAGUUUCCAAAAACUUUUUCUUCAUACAAAACUUGAAUGUGGGAAAAAGCUGAAUUAUAUCAGCAGAAUCUUUAGAAAAAAUGCUACCAAUGAUACAAAUAAAUAACAUUCUGGCAUAUAAAAGAA